Messenger RNA from Daucus carota subsp. sativus, 1321 nucleotides. RefSeq names its product biotin carboxyl carrier protein of acetyl-CoA carboxylase 1, chloroplastic. Lineage: Eukaryota; Viridiplantae; Streptophyta; Magnoliopsida; Apiales; Apiaceae. Gene Ontology annotation, cellular component: acetyl-CoA carboxylase complex. Gene Ontology annotation, molecular function: acetyl-CoA carboxylase activity. The transcript has 7 exons. Bases 221 to 1060 code for a protein of 279 amino acids. The record is from RefSeq and is a predicted model, not a curated record. Gene Ontology annotation, biological process: fatty acid biosynthetic process.
ACAUGACAUGAAUUUGCAGACACUAAAAUGUUUCAUCAUCUCCAUCUAUCCCCUCUCUCUAAAUUAUCUUGUUUCUCUCUCUAGAACUUUGUUAUCAUCGUCAUAACCAAAACUCUCUGACGGAUUCUCCCACCAUUCACAUACAUUCAAUACUCAUUACCCAUUUCUGCAUUUUUCUUGUAUACAUAUCUUUCACACUUUCUUCAGAUUUGGGGGGGAAAUGGCAUCAUCUCUUGCAACAACACCCAAAAGCAAUGUCAAUUCAACUUGUUAUUCACCAGUUUUGAGACCCCAUUACUAUCUUUCUCACUCUAAUCUCUCUUUUCGUCUCUCUUCUCCUAACCCCAUCAUUCGCCUCCAAGCUAAGGGGUUUCAGUCAAGUUGGAAUCGUUCCACAUUGGUGAAAGCCCAGUUCAACGAGGUUGCCGAUGGAUCCACAAAUUCUGCAGUCACUUCUUCAUCAAAAGCAGAAUCACACGUAACAGAAGAUAAGGAUGUGAUCUCAUCAAGUGAGCCUAAUCCUGCUUCAGAAGAAUCGAUAUCUGAGUUUAUUGAUCAAGUUAAAAAUCUUGUCAAGCUUGUUGAUUCAAGAGAUAUUGUAGAACUACAACUGAAACAGCUUGGCUGUGAACUCACGAUCCGUAAAAAAGAGGCUUUGCCUCAGCCGCCUGCUCCUGCUCCUGCUCAAGUAAUGAUGCAUGCUCCUGCUCAACCACCAGCUUUCCAAGCAGCCUCACCACCACCAGCACCUUCUGGUCCAGCAGCGUCUUCUGGUACACCACCUGCAGCUGCUCCACCUGCACUAAAGCCGGCUAAAUCAUCUCAUCCACCUCUAAAAUGCCCCAUGUCCGGGACAUUCUAUAGAAGUCCAGCACCCGGAGAACCAGUAUUUGUGAAGGUUGGAGAUAAAGUACAAAAGGGACAGGUUUUGUGCAUCAUUGAGGCUAUGAAACUAAUGAAUGAAAUAGAGGCUGAUCAUUCUGGUACAUUAACCGAGAUCCUUGUAGAUGAUGGCAAGCCUGUUAGUGUCGAUAUGCCCCUGUUCGUGAUUGAACCAUAGGAAAUGAUUGAAAUAAGGUAGCGGCACUAGUGAAUUUGUUGGGAGUUGCCUUUCUUUUUCUAUUUUUUGUGAUUAGGGUGUUCUGCGCGAUAUUAGAGAUAAGAACUUAAGCAUUGAAAAUUCAAAAAAUCUAGAUAUCUGCUUGAGUUCUUUUGUUUUAGAGUUCAAUUUUCUAUGAUUAACAUACGAAACAUUUGUAUUUAUGCCAAGAAUAUUUGGAAACAGGUUAUAGUUUAAUGAGUUUAUUGCGUUUGCACCCCA